AUGAGCAACACAGGUGAUACUAAUUCCCCUGGUUUCCUUGGCUCCAGUAACAUCAGUGGCUAUAGCUAUGGCAUAGGAAUUUCCAUUGGAAUUCUCUUGCUCAUUAUAACCAUCACGCUAACAUCUUACUUUUGCACCAGAAUACAAGUGUCAACUGCUACAUCUACUAGGAAUAGGAGAAGUGCCCCUAAUGCCCUUCAACCACAUCACUCUAUAGUUGAUGUAAGUUUAGAUGAAGCCACCAUUUUGAGUUAUCCAACCCUGUUGUAUUCUGAAGCCAAGCUACAAAAAUCUGAUUCCACUGCAACAUGUUGUUCCAUAUGUCUGGCUGAUUACAAGGGUACUGAUAUGCUGCGUGUGUUACCUGGUUGUCGGCACCAGUUCCACAUCAAGUGCAUAGAUCCAUGGUUGAGAUUGCAUCCCACUUGUCCAGUUUGCAGAACAUCUCCAAUCCCAACACCACUUUCAACUCCUCUGGCUGAAGUUGUUCCAUUAGCAAGCAGACAGGAUUCCUAG
Abrus precatorius (Indian licorice) is the source of this 516-nucleotide messenger RNA. RefSeq names its product RING-H2 finger protein ATL70-like. The transcript has a single exon. The record is from RefSeq and is a predicted model, not a curated record. NCBI's taxonomy places the organism in Eukaryota, Viridiplantae, Streptophyta, Magnoliopsida, Fabales, Fabaceae. The coding region runs from base 1 to 516 and encodes 171 amino acids.